This is a messenger RNA of Rasamsonia emersonii CBS 393.64, 2517 nucleotides long. RefSeq names its product HET domain protein. The transcript has 3 exons. The record is from RefSeq and is a predicted model, not a curated record. Bases 1 to 2517 code for a protein of 838 amino acids. NCBI's taxonomy places the organism in Eukaryota, Fungi, Ascomycota, Eurotiomycetes, Eurotiales, Trichocomaceae.
AUGGACCACCUCCCUCUCCCUGCAGACCCCCUCCUCGGGCAUCCGCAGGUCGAAUAUCUCUGCGAUCCCAACUUCCGCCUCCCCAUCGACUGCCCGCUGCUAGACUACCCGGCCAAAAAAGGCCUGGAUAAAGAUGCCGUCCUCACGACGGGACGGUUGGGGGAUCUCGACGCCUGGCAGAUGAAGGGAUUCGUCCAGGAGUGGCUGUUCUUUGGGGUCCUAUCGAAGAUCCUCGAAAUCCCAGGCAUCCUGAUCCAGCACACCGAGUUUGUGACCAAGGGCCUCCUGGAUCGGGACAUCCUGACAACCGCUGCCUUGCCCGCGUAUCUGCGCGUGUGGGCUGCCCGUGAAGAGCAGGCUUCGCCAGAGGACAGAGAGCAGCAUGCGCUCCAGGUACAGGCCGUCCUGGAAGACGCGAAGCUCAUUGUCGAUCGGCUAUACAGCGAGCGGUCUGAUUACGACCCGCUGGGCCCAGGCGGGUUUGUGCAUAUCGCUCUCUGCGAGACGCUCGAGUAUGCUGCCAUCCGCAUCUAUCGUCGUGUAUUUCCGACAUCGGAGCGGAAGCCCAAGGCCUGGCGUCGAAGCACAUGGCCAGCGCGAAGGAUGCGCAUGGACGGAUGGUGUCCCAAUCGAGUGCAGAUGCUGUCGUCUCUGCUCUCCUCGUCGGCCAUGUACUAUGCCAGCGCGUUGCGGAUGGACUAUUCGACAAUGGCGAGGCAUGCAACCUGCUCGGCAAAGAGGUGCAAUAUGCAUUAUCUCGACAAGGACCGUUAUCGCCAGAAACAUGUCGUCGACAGCUGCGACUGUGACUUGAUCGGUCCGCCUGAGGAGAGCUUGGCAUCUGCCCUCGCGAAUGGACACAUUCCCCUGGUGAGGCUCGUGAUGGAUGGAGAGAAGGGCUGCACGAUCGAGACGGUCGAGGCAGACCUUCAGGACCCUCCCAGCUACGUUGCGAUUUCGCAUGUCUGGUCCGACGGAAGGGGAAACGUCACUGCCAAUGCCCUUCCGACAUGCCAACUCCAAUAUAUCCAGUUUCUCGUCUCAAUGAUCAUCGAGAACGAUGACGACAAACCGGGUUUGUUCUGGCUCGACACGCUCUGUGUCCCGAUCCGGGGAGAGUAUCGACCCGUGGCCAUCGGCAGGAUGAGGAGGACAUACGAGAGCGCGGCGAAAGUGCUCGUGCUAGACGGGGAGCUUGAGACGGCAUCGAUGAGAACCACGCCGGUGGAGUGCUUGAUGCGAAUCGUCUGUUCCGGGUGGAUGCGCCGCCUGUGGACGCUGCAGGAGGGGGCAUUGGCGAAGGAGCUGCUCUUCCAGUUCAAGGAGCAGGCUCUAGCACUGCAGGACCUGAUCGACGCAAGCCAGCGAGACGAGGCGGUCGACGUGCCAGCUAAUCCCACCGUUGACGUGGUGUCCUCUCUGCAAUACUUCCAGCGUUUUAAACGCCUGGAAAGCGAACGCGUGUUGGAGCUGGUCGAGGCCUUGCAGUGGCGGACGACCACCAAGCAGGAGGACGAACCGGUCUGCCUGGCGGUCCUGCUGGACCUGGAUGCCGGGAGGAUCGCGAGCACCGCCCCGGAGCAUCGCAUGGCGGAGCUGCUGCAGAUGAUGAAACUCUUUCCGGCGCAUCUGAUGUUUGCUCCGGGGAGAAGACUGACCCAGCGAUACUUCCGCUGGGCGCCGUCUUCGCUGAUGCCUACCCAGGGCUUUACCCUCCCCCCGCCGUCCCUGCUGGCGACUCCGCUCGCGAUGCAGAGCCCGCGAGGCCUCAUCGCCACUCUGCCGGGUCUGUCCCUGCCGCUGUCGACCGCUCCGUUGCGGGAUACAGUCUGGUUCAGGAUCGAGAAUGACGAGAGCUACUAUCGCCUAUGCAACUUUGGCAAGAUAGAAGACGACGGGCCAUCAUGGAAGGAUAUCGGUCCCCACAACAUUGAAAGCCCUGCGCUGGUCCUGGCAGGCUGCUUCUGCGAGGGUCUGGGACAGGAGAUGGGAGCGCUGGUGUCGAUUGUGUACAAAGAUAGCAAGGAUAGCAAGGUGAUUGUGGCGGACUUUGUCUCUCGAGUGUCUAUCUUUGUGGAGAAUGGAGAACUUCCAGCUGAGUUAAGUAUGUCGGCCAGCGAAUUUCAAGAGCUUGUCGAUAUCGACAUCAGAAACAUUCUCAUACCGUGGAAAAUGAAUACAGCGGAACAACAGGAAUACUAUUUGUUUUUUGCUCAGGUGCAGGAAAGAUGUCGAUAUGGAUCCCAUAUUGAUGCAAUUGAAUUUUCUGUGGAAGGAGGCUCGGCACAGACUGAAGCAGAAACAAUGAACAAGGGUGAUGAAAUAACCCUGCACAUUAAGCUGGCUGAGAAACUUCACCAACUUCACGCCAAUGAUCUACUUAUGAAGCUGUUAAUGGUCCAAGUAAUCCGCCAGAAAGUGAGCAAGCGUGUUCCAACAAACCGCAGCCCAAUUGACCACAAGAUUUUUCUACGGGAUGAAAUUGAGUCUGAGCCCCUUUCAUCGGGCUUGAGAUGA